CAAUAACUGGCUCCUUCACGAUGCCCCUGCCACCCGCCAUCGGUUCGUCACAAUUUCGGCCAUUCUGAUUCGCUCCGCCAAGCAUCAGUCAUGCAAUUUGUACCCCUCGUGAUUCCUCUUGAAUGCCUCCCGAGAGCCGUCUCUCUGAACUCGAGUGUGCUGGGUUAGGCAAGAAAUUGUUGCUGGGCGACGCGCCCAUUUCGCCCAGUGCACCAAUCAGCAGUAUUCGUUCACCUUGCCCGAACAGGGGUUGGUGGAUUGGUCGUGCCCAAUCUUGCAGUAGCUUGAUGACUGACUCUGACAAUUGCGCCGGGGACAGGGAUUAGCUUUUGCAGAAGUACAUGCCCCCCAGAGCGGAUAGGCGCCCGGACGAGGCUGGCAUGAAAUGGACCAGAGUAUAUACAAGUCGGUCCUCAUCGCAACGGAGCGUCUUCGCUCGCGUCCCUCCGUUUCGUCAUCUCGUUUUUUUUCUUUCUUUCCGUCCUGUCCGGCCUCAUGCUCUGGUAGCUGUGGCUAGUUUCCUGUCUUUCUCUGUUCUUCUGCUAAUUGGCAUUCGAUUCCCGUGAUAUCCUCACACUAACGCAUCUCGACCCCGUUGAUCGGUGUCGAUGCCUUUUCUUACUACUAUUUUGAGAUACCCAUAGAACGUCGUGUUACUGGAAAAACACCAUACGCUCUCGAGUUUCAACUCUAUAUAACUGAAUACCACCAAACGUCUAGCAGCAGGAAGACACGAGGAGGAAGUCAUGACUGACACACUCCGAUUUCCACCUGUGCGAUGUCCGCCUCUCCGGCAGGCCCGAGGCACGGUGCUUAAUACCAUAAUGGAAGAUACUCGCGAGUCGCAGUUUUCUGAAAAGGGCGCCGGUAGCCCCUCACGACUCAAACCCCCCCUGGCCAGCCCCAAGUUGACGCUCAAGACCAGCGGCUUAUCAGUGCCGACUCAUGCCCGACUAGCCCGGUUGAUGUCGCCACUCUCAGCAGGGACAACCUCUUCAUGUUCGGACCACGAAUGGCAGCAACAGAUGAAAGGGUUCGACGAUCUGUACGAUGCCACGGAUGACGAUGACAUGGACGAUGACGAUUCCACCGAGAUUAGCGACUCGUGUUUCUCGGCGCCGGGGACGCAGCGUUCUAGCUUGGUGACACCAAUCACAAGGAAUUCGGUCACUUCGACUGGCAGUCGUGGCAGUCGCAAAAGUCGAGGUGGGCUAACCCUCGACAUUCCUUCGUCCACGCACUGGCCCUCCCUCACUGGCACCUGCAAGAGUUCGCCUGUCCCGCCGACACCUCCGUCCAAGAUCCCCGUCUCUCCUGCGGCGCUCUCCAUGCUCGGUCGAUCAGUCCCGGCGCCCUAUGCACCACCCUCACUGGAUGGGGAUAUUUCCUCCGAUCAGGAAUCUAAUAUCAGUGCGCUGGCCACUCCAGACACUCAUUCGCUUCCUGAUACAAACUGGGAUGCACAGGAUGUCCACGUCCGGCCCGAUCUCGAUGGGAGUGAUGCCGAGGAUCUGGGAAGUCACGAAGGCAAUACGGACCUCCAAGCAGUUUCUUUUGCCAUUGAGAGUCCACGGGGCGACUGGCACAAUGUUCUCGGGAGCUUUCCCUCACUUCCCACGGCUUUGCAGAACGCUUCGACGUCCUCAUUAGGCUAUGAGAGUGAGAUGCCCUAUGACGAGCCGCCCCGGGAAUCGACUCCUUCAGAUCAAGGGCUGUAUCUGCCGGAUGGCGCUUUGGCAAUGUUGCAGCAUAUUCCCUUGGAUCGCACGCCCGAAUCUUGGUCCGAGACCUCGGAGGACGACGAGAUGUGGCAACUCCAGCCUGCUCCACGAAGUCGCCCACGAAGCGCCGAUGGAGUUACUCCUGCAUCGGAAUUGUCCGGGUACAGCUUCAGUGAGCUGAGCAUUCCAUCGCCCGGUGGCUUCUUUGCUUCAUUGGCACCGCGCGCUCGUCAUACAUGGUCCAUUCCAACCGACAACCUCCCACCAACCACCGCCGUGGCCGAGGGCUUCUACGAUCUCCCUUUCUCUCGAGACCAAGGAGAGGUCGUCGAGCAGGUCAUUGAAUGGCCUGACCGGGUCCAAGAAGAUGAUCCCGACACUGCGAUUCGUGACGAGGAAGGUCCGCCUACUGCUAUUCGAGUUCCAUGCGACACGCCCACUCGACCCCUCACGCGACAGGAUACCCACAGCCCAAGUAGUGCAACCUUCGAGGCCGUUCAGGAGAUCACUCAACCCAGUAAUGUGUACGAGUAUGAUGAGUUAUAUGACAAUGAGCUGCAGGAACGUGCUGCCGCGAGUCUCGACCGGACAAGCGUCUGGCUCGCAGCCCAAUCAACCUACCUCUCCGUAUUGAAUGAGACCAAUCCCAUCAACGAGAUUGAUUCAAAAGCAAACUCCGAUGCCGGGGAAGAGUCACCAAAUAAAGAGGAAGAUGUCGAUGCAGCACCAAAGAAGGCCGUUCGAUUUGCCGAGGGUGUCCCGGAAUCUCCUAGUCCACGUCCACCAUUGUCCGCCAGCAAGGACUCCAUCUACUGGCGCGGCUUCCAAUCAAUCCGACAACGGUCCAGUUCAGCUGACGGCUUCCUUCACCGCAACUUGCGCUUCGAUGCGAUUCAGUCCUUCCGGCUCGGGUUGGUGGAUAUGCACCUCAAUAGUCUGAUGGGCAAAUACGAGCUCGUCCGUCCAGAGAGGCCCGCGUACAAGGGCCCCUUCUCCCAGGCGCCCCGCAACUCAAUCAUCACGUCCGUCUUAGCCCAGAAAGCGCAGUUCGCCAAGCUGGAGAAGGAGCAGCUCGUGCUUGCCCAGCUUUGUCAACCCAUGUGGGCCAUGGACGCACUCCGUUGUCUGAACGGUGGCAAGAUGCUGACGAGCCCGGUUGAGAAGCGAGCUACUCGAACACGCAAGACCCCUCAAAGCCAAGAUGGACAAAAGCCACGGGCAGUACGCAUCCUCGAUCUCGGCGGCCAUGCUUCUUGCGAGUGGGGCUGGCACGCUGCGCAAGAGUUCCCCCACACAAAGGUUUACUCGGUCGUCAAUCAGACGCAAACUGCCAAUAGCGCCAUCAAGGGCCCACCGAACCACCGCGUGGUUUCGGUUGACCGUCUUUGGGAGCUACCUUUCGGUAAUAACAAAUUUGAUGUUAUCACCACGCGCUCUUUACAUGCUCUAUUGAAGACCGAAUGUCCAAACGGGCUUGAUCGGGAUGAGUACGACUUGGUGCUGAAGGAGUGCCGCCGUUGUCUUAAGCCUGGCGGAUAUCUGGAGUUCAUGGUUCUGGAUGCAGAGAUCUCUCGCGCGGGUCCAUAUGCCUCGGCGUCUUCUGUCGAGUUUGCAUUCAAUCUUCGCACACGUGGAUACGAUCCCGUCGCCUCCAAGACCUUCCUCGCUCGUCUGCGCCAGAGUGGCUAUGUCAAUAUCAAACGUGCCUGGAUGUUCCUGCCCAUGGGUAUUGAGCCCGCUGAACCCCAACCACUCAGAGAGACGCCAGCUCCGCGGGUCCCGAGUGGGAUUGAAGAGUACGAGGCCGUGCAGGGGCCGAUUGGCAGCACGGGAGACAUUGCCAGCGUCACGGGGAUUUUGGGCGGCUGGAUGUGGGAGCAGUGGUUGGUCCGCUUGCGGACUGAGAUGGGUCACGAACGAAGCAAGUUGCUGGAUGGAGUUGGAGCAGUAUUUGAUGAAGGGAGGAAGAAUGGAGCAGGCUGGACCUGCUUGUCCGGAUGGGCGAUGAAGCCGAAACGCGUGAAACAGAUGGUUCAACACCGGAGAGCCGGGUCGACCUGAGUAUCAAGCGGUUCUUGAUGUUUGCAUGUUUAUAUUUUACCUAGUUGUGCCCGGGUGGCCAGCCCAUUUAAUGUAAUGCGAAAUGAGAGAUGCCAAUCGCCUUAGCCUGACAGGCAACUGUACCCACCGACCCAAGAUAUAUUUCGCACCUGGAUCAGUAACAUUACA
Molecule: messenger RNA, 3950 nt
Organism: Penicillium brasilianum
Lineage: Eukaryota; Fungi; Ascomycota; Eurotiomycetes; Eurotiales; Aspergillaceae
Source: the annotation of a GenBank genome assembly